Messenger RNA from Trypanosoma grayi, 399 nucleotides. Its product is annotated as putative aminoacylase, putative,N-acyl-L-amino acid amidohydrolase. The transcript has a single exon. Lineage: Eukaryota; Euglenozoa; Kinetoplastea; Trypanosomatida; Trypanosomatidae. Gene Ontology annotation, molecular function: hydrolase activity. The record is from RefSeq and is a predicted model, not a curated record. Bases 1 to 399 code for a protein of 132 amino acids.
AUGCCGGCGUCACUUGUGAUUAAGCGGCUGACGCCGAACAGCGUCGUUGCAGACCUCCACGGGGGCGCUGGCGAGGGUCCCAUGUACGCACUGCGCGCCGACAUGGACGCACUUCCACUCCAGGAAGAAAGUGGGGAGCCGUUCAGCUCGAAGCGGCCUGGCGUAAUGCAUGCGUGUGGUCACGACGCACACACAGCGAUGCUUCUCGGUGCCGUGAAGGUGCUGUGCCAGGUGAAGGACAGGAUUCGCGGCACUGUGCGGUUCAUCUUCCAGCACGCGGAGGAGGUGAUUCCAAGUGGGGCGAAGCAGCUCGUGGAGCUGGGUGUUCUUGAUGGCGUCAAGAUGAUAUGUCGCAUUAAAAGCCUGCCUUUAAUGUCACUUGGAAAAGGUAAGACGUAG